This is a messenger RNA of Alternaria atra, 3171 nucleotides long. RefSeq lists its product as uncharacterized. Lineage: Eukaryota; Fungi; Ascomycota; Dothideomycetes; Pleosporales; Pleosporaceae. The record is from RefSeq and is a predicted model, not a curated record. Gene Ontology annotation, biological process: mitotic spindle orientation checkpoint signaling; establishment of spindle localization; nuclear migration along microtubule. Gene Ontology annotation, cellular component: spindle pole body; mating projection tip; cell cortex. The coding region runs from base 1 to 3171 and encodes 1056 amino acids. The transcript is spliced from 2 exons.
AUGAGCGACACGGCCACGCCGCCUUCAGUUCUCGACAGCAGCCCCGCCGCGACUGCCGUUGACUUGCCAGCGAAGCCACCGCCGAACCCACCACCGACGACCACCUCGUCAUCACAAUCGCCCAAAUCGCCCAAACCCCUUCGGCACACGCCCGCCCACAUUGAAAGCACCACCAAACUCGCGAGAAAUGUUUCCCCGGGCCUGCUGGCACGCAUGAAGUUUCUCAACCAAAUCAACGACAACAACAACAAGAGCGCCGUCGACGUCGGCCGGAUCGAGGAAGACCGCCUGCGACGUCUGGACGAGUUCCGCAAAGCCCGCAGUCUCGAAAUUGAGCGCCGCGGUACCGCCUGGAGUGGAAAGGCUGGUCAAGGUCCAGGUCCGGUUCAGGGUCCAGGAGCUGGAGAAACGCCGCUCGUGCCUCAGUCGACGGGUGAGAGCGUCCCUACGCUGGUCAUGGAGCCCGACUUCGACAGCGACCACAGCAGCGUCGUCUCUACCAGCGACAAAGUCCUCCCGUCCGAGUCCGACGCCGACAUGGAGCUCGACAUGCAAAAGUACCGCCUGCCCGACGUGACCAGGUCGGAAAAGGCCCUCAGCGGCACCAUGACCGCUGCAGAGCCCGAAGCUGCACCACCGACCGCAACGGCGCCCAUCGCACCUGCCGAAACAGAGCCCGCCGCGCCUACUCCCCCGCCCAAAGACACACCACCCCUUCCCUCACCACCCGCCCCAGUCGCUGAAGAGGAGCCAUCCGUCCUAGACGACAACAAUGGCAUCGACAUCGAGUCCUACUUCCAGAAGCGCCACUACCCGCGCGCUGGCUCCAUCUACACCCUCUCCAAAGCUAGUUUCACCAACCAGAUCCAGCAGUUGACUUCCAUGAAGCUACCUCCCACGACCAUCGCUUCCGAAAUUACCGCCCUUCCCACAUCCACCCAGGCCGGACGCGCACUACACAAGGCAGCAAACGACAUCCGCCUAUGGAUCUCCAAGACGAAAGAGGUCCUGAGUGGCCUUGACGCAGACGACGACGUAGAAUGGGCUGCAGCUGCCGGAAGAGAAGGACUGGAGGAAGUGGAUGCCGCCAUUGGCAAGUUCGAGGGGCUCGUCAACGUCUACAUCAGCGCCAUCGAAGACCUGCAGUCGCGCUCCGACAUUGCGCUCCUGCCCACCAAAGACCAGACCACGCUUGUAAGUCAGAUGGAAGACAUCGUGACCAACUGGGGUCAGAUCAAGCAGACGCUCAAGGGCAUCAAGAACCAGGUCGAGGUGGCCAUGGAGUGGGAGGAGCUGUGGAACAAUGUACUGGGCGAAAUCGGCGCCGAGGUGGAGAACCUCAGUCGCCUGGUGUUUGAGAUGGAGGAACGCAGACACCGCGUCAUCUCCGACUCAGUCGCCGAAGCCCCAGAGAAGUUUGAUAUCGCUGAGCUUGAAACCAUCGUCGAAGAGAUACCCCGAAAGCAGGCUAUACUGAACAGCAAGCGGCUUAGUAUGCCGCCUACGCUGUCCGUCGUCUCGCCCACCUCACCCAUCCCACAAAUCGAACAAGAGAACUCGCGACUACUAGCUCUCUUUGCAAAGCUGCAACCGCUGCGUGCUUCGCUCGAUUUCCUUCCUAUGCGACUGAACGCCUUCCAGAUGCGCGCGAGCACCAUCUUCCCUUCUGCAUGUGACGAACUCCUACGGAGGAAGGAACAGCUAGAAGCGGCAGAGGAGAAGCUUGAGUCUGAAGCAAAUGCGCUGAGAGAAGAGCUAGGCGAGGACAAAUGGGUGCACAGCUUCCGUCAAGCUGGCAGUAAGGCUGUUGCCAUGUACGACUCCUGCAUGAAGAGCAUCCAGAGACUACAGCAAGCCAUUGACGACAGUGAUGAGGAGAAGCUGUCUACGCGUAUUGCCACCUACAAAGACAAGAGAGACCACUACCCUCCGUCCAUGAGGCGUGUACUUGAGCUGAUUGACAUUGAGAUGAAGCAUAGGUCUACGGUCAACGGCGAGAUUCUGCGUAUACAAAAGGAUGUCCGCGCAAAGGUAGAGGACUUGGAAGAAGUGACUGGAAACACGGACGCCAUCUUGAAUGACUUUACCAGAUCGCGCAAGCUUCGUGAUUCAGUGUCCACGGUACUGACGGAGGCCUCACUCCCACAGUCAAACCUCGACACACCAGGUACCUCUCCCGCUUCAAGUGUCGUCAUGAGCCGUAAGAGUAGUGGACACGGACCCGCUGUUACUCCUGCAAACAAGAAGCCGCGUCAGUCAAGUGUUGCGAGCUCAAAAUUGUCGGCACCUUCCAAUCGGCGAUACUCUAGCAUACCCCAAGGCGAGAGUGUCGUUUCUCGUAAAUCUAUGACCUCGGCACGCUUGGACUUUACACCCUCGCGCGCCAUGUCCGGCACUGCAGCUAGCCAGGCACGCUCAAAGACACCCACCGAGAGACCUGGUCCCAAACCUCGCUGGAAUUCAGACACGCAUCUGCGUGAUACUGUCGUUGGGCACAAUUUCAAGCCGUUAACUCUAACCACGCCCUCACCUUUCCGGAAAGACACGGACUCAUCUGAUGGUUCACGGAGGGGCUCUGCAAGCCGUUCUUCCAUACCCCUGAGGAGCCCAUUGAGUCGCUCCUCGGCUCUUUCGCCCUCUGUAUCCGGCCGUUCUGCAUCUACUACUCCAGGACAGCAGCGCCCCACUCGGUCGUUGGCGAGCUCAUCGAACUCCCCUGUUACCCCCGCAAAGGGCAAGCUGCCGGUACGAUCUACACCCGUUUCUUCACCUCAGGUGAAACCAAGCACGCCAGCGUCUAGCCGCCGUGUCUCAACAGUAAUGGAAGACGGCAAGAGCCCCGCGAAAGAAGAAAGUCCCACGGCUCGUCGCGCAUCACGCCCCCCAAGUCUCACAGCCAGUCGUCGCAGCAGCUUAUUGCCUACGCCUAAGCAACGCACUACCUCCGCUUCCAAAAUCACAGAGACUACACCCCCAAAGCGCACCAGCAGCAGGCUUGAUAGCCUCGCUGAAAGCCGUACCUCCAGCCGUAGCACUUUGCCUCUUCAAGCAAACGACAGCAACAUCACGCAAUCAACGUCAGCGAAACUUGUACUAGCUGUUUUCACCAACUUCAAUUCGCGCCUGGAUCCUGGCUUGGUCCUAACCCCGUUCUUCAAUAUCGAUUUCUAG